Messenger RNA from Mugil cephalus (flathead mullet), 856 nucleotides. RefSeq names its product DELTA-sagatoxin-Srs1a-like. The transcript has 3 exons. Bases 217 to 750 code for a protein of 177 amino acids. Gene Ontology annotation, biological process: monoatomic cation transport; cytolysis in another organism; pore complex assembly. The record is from RefSeq and is a predicted model, not a curated record. NCBI's taxonomy places the organism in Eukaryota, Metazoa, Chordata, Actinopteri, Mugiliformes, Mugilidae. Gene Ontology annotation, molecular function: channel activity. Gene Ontology annotation, cellular component: pore complex.
UCAGAGUGUACACAUCACCUGUGCUGCUCUGAACACAGGGUCACACCUACCCCUGUAAAUCAGGUGUAGGUGUGUCUGAGAGGGCGUGGCUUCGCUCUCGUCUCCAAACUGAACUCGACCCGUUUUCAGAGAACCCUCCGCCAUCCUGUGCGUGACAUAAAGUCAAGUUCCUGUUCUCAACCUCCAUCUUGUGGUCAAAGUCAAGCCGCUGUCAUCAUGCCUGAGACUGCAGAGUCCCACUCCGUCACCCUCACCACCAACCGCAACUGCACCAUAGAGAUCACCAAUGUCAGCUCCGUUUUCUGUCUCAUCAACCCCAAGAUUCACAUGGAAAGCGGCUUCCCCUUCAGCCCCCCGCAGCCCACCGUACGGACCACCAAGACCGAGGUCUGCUCCUUCACCAAGGAUGACAACACGGCGACGGGCGCCGUGGGCGUCCUGACCUACGAGCUGUUCGACAUGCGGCAACGCCACUGCAACGAGCUGAUCGCCAUCAUGUUCUCCGUGCCCUUCGACUACAACUUCUACAAGAACUGGCUCGGCGUGGGAAUCUUCGAGAAGACGCGGGCCUGCGACGACAAGCUAUACGACUUAAUGUACAAGGGCAAGGAUUUCACCAACUUCGUGCGCCACGAGGCAGAUGGCUCAGGCGUGGUGUACAAGGGGAGGGCGGUGGACGUGAGGGCGUGCAUGUCGGACGAGGGCCGGGCCAUGAUUAAGCUGGAGGUGUAUGACAGGAUGGGCAGAUGAACGUGUUCAGAGUGCAAUGUUCAAAUGCAUCAAAAUGUUGAAAAUGUCCUCAUCAUUCUUUUGUAUGAGUGCUUUAAAUGAAUAAAAAAUAAAACAAACAAAUCAA